AUGGUGGUGUGGACAGUUGUGCUGUGUAUAGCUUGUGUGGUUAGUGGACAUGUAAUCUCACAGCUGGACUAUACAAACGAGAUACAGGAGGAUACUGACGAGCUGAAGGUGAUUAGAGACGUUAUCAAAGUUGACUUCGGUGGUGACGUGGACGAGAGACAUGGCGCUCCUAGAGCGGACUCCAAAGACAUGCUGUAUCCUAUCCUCAUUGGGGUGGCAGCCAAGAUAGUGUCUACCAUCCCUCUGUUUCUCACCUCUCUAGCCCUAGUGGCUGGCUACAGUUUGGCUACCAGUAAAGCAGCAUUGCUACUUGGGGGUAUCGCCGUGGUCUACCACUAUAUCAGUGUCUACCAUCCCUCUGUUUCUCACCUCUCUAGCCCUAGUGGCUGGCUACAGUUUGGCUACCAGUAA
This is a messenger RNA of Macrosteles quadrilineatus (aster leafhopper), 411 nucleotides long. RefSeq lists its product as uncharacterized. The transcript is spliced from 3 exons. Lineage: Eukaryota; Metazoa; Arthropoda; Insecta; Hemiptera; Cicadellidae. The coding region runs from base 1 to 411 and encodes 136 amino acids. The record is from RefSeq and is a predicted model, not a curated record.